This is a messenger RNA of Prorocentrum cordatum, 2209 nucleotides long. The record is from the annotation of a GenBank genome assembly. NCBI's taxonomy places the organism in Eukaryota, Dinophyceae, Prorocentrales, Prorocentraceae.
GACUUCUCUCCGUCAUCCUCGUCACCGCGAUUGCCAUCGAAGCGGUAACAGCUACAGCCAUUGAUUUGCUUACUGUGCCCUGCCCCGCUAGAUAUUCGGCACCAGGGCCCGCCAGAGGCUUAGCAAUCGGAGAGUUUGUUACAGUCCGCCCGGCUCACUCACCUACGGCCGCCGCCGCCAUGGCAAAGCGGGAGCCGCCGUCUGAGGAUGAGAUGCUCCGCGCCUUCAGGGCGUGCCCCGUGCUUGAUCGCGAGACGGCUGUCCAGCAUUGUCCGGAGGUGGUUGAGGUGUCCGAGAUGCUGGCCAAGUGUCUGGCAGACCGCUUCGAGACGGCCCCUUCAAUCGAGGUGCAGUCGUCCCUAUGGAGCAUCCUGAUUCACCCUGGCGCCACGAACAGUUCGGGCGUCAUCAGCGUCGUGACGAAGGCGAUGACGAAGCUCGUCAAUCGCCUGCGCAAGUACGAGACUGACAGCUACGACGCCCAUUACAGCGCUCUGUCGGUGUUGGCUGGCGGUGCCUCUCUGCCCGCGAACGGCAUGAUAAUGAGCUGCCAUCAAAAUCGCGGCGCCGCGCUCGCCGCGGAGUGCGAGGUCGAAGGCGCGUUCUCCUGGUUCCAGAACGAGAUGGGCGUAGACAAAGCUGUUCCCGGGAAGCUCUGGGACGGCAACGCUUGGCAUCGUCCAGUCAUGGACAAAGCCCGCGCCUUCUCGGUUGACGCACCCUGGUUCGGGUUCAUUGCCGGGGCCCACAUUCCGGAAACCUUCAAAGCGACGAUUAACGAUGCUUUCGGGCUUCGGGAGCGCCUGACCGCGAGCUUCGCGGAGCCCCAGUGGCUGACCAUCAGGCAGAUCCGCGAGGCAUGUGCGCAGCUCCCCGUGCGGUCGCGCAAGCCCGCCGACUUCGUGGCCGGCGUGUUGCUGCCGCUCUUCAAGUGGUCGGCGUCGCGCAAGGGGAAGUUUGUUAAGGCUUCGACCGAGGACGGGGCCAGCGAGCUCGUGGACAAUAAAUUCGACGGCCAUAUGGAUUUGCAGCGGCAAUGUUUCCUCCAGCCUGGGAGGCAUCAGGGGUCCAAGUACCGCGGUAAGCUCCGGACCAAAUUCGACCGCAUGGCCUUGUCCAUGCACGCCCUGCGCGUGGUCUGCCAGAGGUUCCGCGAGUCGACCGCGCCAGCGCAGUACCGCCUUGACGACAACUGGGCGCGUAAUUUCUCGGUGCCCCCAGUGGUUUCCAAGAAAGCCGUCGCCAUGGCUUACUUGCUGGCGGAGAAGUGCGAGCACACCUGGAAGAUCUUGGACUUCGCGCGGAACGGCCGCGGCAUUCCGCAGGAGGUAGGCUCCCGCGCGUCCCAGGCGACGCAGCCUGGAGAGGCGCCCGGCCGCCCCCCUGCACCACCUGCCCCUGCCCCUGUGGACACGUGGGCGGCCGCCGAUGCCGACGCGAUCAUGCUGACCGAAACCGUCGCGGGCAAGAUGACGGGCAAGUGGUCGUGGACCAAGGAAGAGUUGAACAAGGUCAUGUCCAUGGGCACCGAGGUGUUCAAAGCCACUCUGGACAAGUUCCCCCUCUACGGCUGCUCUCUCCCCGCGCUGGUGGACAUCAUGCACGUGAUCUUGGCGGAGCCCGGGCAGUAUUUCUAUUGCGGGAAGUCCGCCACUGUGGCGCGGCGCGUGAAGGCCGUGACCAAGGGUGCCUUUUUCUACGAGCACACGAUUCUUCUCCUCUUCAUUGCGGCGAAGGUGCUCCAGGCGCUGGGCUUUGGGGCGACCGUGGCGACGCGGAAGACGACCCGGCCAGACCUGGUCGCCGUGCUCGCGGAGCUGGGGAUCUCCGAAGAGACGACGCCGACUCUGGCCGCAUACGUCGCCUCUAUUGACGCUGAGGAGCACCCCCCGCCGCGCGCCCCGGUCGUUGACUGGGGCCAGCGCUCGCCGGCCUCCGAGGUCGACGCGGGGUACCUGGCGGGCAAGUUGGGCCUCGUCUCCGCGCGCGAGGAGGCCCCGGUCGACGGCGCCGCGGCCCCGGCGGUGGAGCACGCUGCGCUGGCGCCAGCAGCUGCGGGCGGGCUGGACCUUGAGGGCAUUGCCGAAGGCGCCGAAGACGACGCGCGCGCGGCCUCAACCGAAGCCGAGGACGAGGACGAGGAGGCCGGCGAUGCCGACGUGAAUGCUGGAGACGAGGCGGCGCGCAGGCACCCGUCGGGCUUUGGUAG